This is a messenger RNA of Tachyglossus aculeatus (Australian echidna), 1413 nucleotides long. It is a transcript of the gene MRPL10, whose product is annotated as mitochondrial ribosomal protein L10. NCBI's taxonomy places the organism in Eukaryota, Metazoa, Chordata, Mammalia, Monotremata, Tachyglossidae. The transcript is spliced from 5 exons. Gene Ontology annotation, biological process: translation. Bases 13 to 828 code for a protein of 271 amino acids. Gene Ontology annotation, molecular function: structural constituent of ribosome. Gene Ontology annotation, cellular component: mitochondrial large ribosomal subunit. The record is from RefSeq and is a predicted model, not a curated record.
GCCCCGGAAAACAUGGCGGCGGCGGCGGCGGCGGCGGCGGGGAAACCUUGGCGGCGGCUCUUGCCCCGAGCGGGCUGGCUGCCCACCCUCCAGAGCGUCCGCCACGCCAAGGCAGUGACCCGUCAUCGCCGGGUGAUGCACUUUGAGAGGCAGAAGCUGAUGGCUGUGACUGAGUACAUCGCCCCGAAACCCGCCAUCCCCCCCAGGUGCCUGCCCCCACCACCUAAGCCCCCCAAAGAGGAGUCAGGCCUGGUCCGGCUGCUGCGGCAGGAACUGCAGGAGGUGUUCCAGAAAAACCGCAUGAUUGCCAUCUGCCAGAAUGUGAAUCUGAGUGCCGAAGACAAGCUUCUCAUGAGGCAUCAGCUCCGGAAACACGACAUCUGGAUGAAGGUCUUCCCUAACGAGGUCCUCAAGCCCUUCCUGGCGGAAUCCAAGUUCCGCGUGCUGCUGCCACUCUUCGUGGGCCACAAUAUGCUGCUGGUGAGCCCGGAGCCAAAGGCCAGAGAGAUGCUACGGAUCCUGAGGACUGUGCCCUUCCUGCCCCUGCUCGGAGGCUGCAUCGACAACACCAUCCUCAGCUAUCAGGGCUUUGUUAAAUACUCCAAGCUGCACCCCCUCUCCGUGUUUCAGGGCGAGCUGGUCGGGGGCCUGGGCUUCCCCGCUUCCCAGACGCACUUCAUGUUGCAGUACCAACCCUUGUGGCUCGCCACCCUGUUGGAUCAAUACCUCAGGCAGCAGCGAGAAGGGGAGGCAGCCGGCCCCACCCCAGGGGCAUCGCCCCACGAGGAGUCUGGCACUGCGGACCCCGAGCCGGCCAGAGGCUCGUAGCUGGGAGUCUCGGACCAAAACGUGCUGACCUGGGUCCUCUGCGGCGCGCUCGGUUGGGGCGGCCUGGAAGAGGGAAAGGGGGACCCUCCCACCCCACAGUUCGACCCGGCCUCACUGGGGAGUGGAGAGGACAGACCUCAGCGGGCUCUGGAAGAGAACCGGAUCCCUGGAAAAUCAUGGCCUGGGGCGGGGGGAGUUGGGAGAGGAGGAGGGGCCCCGUGGCUUUCGAAGUUUGAGGGUGGCAGUUCGACUGGUAAAAAGCCGCAAGAAAAACUUAAAUUUAGGAAAUAAUCACUGCAAAAUCUCUUCUCUGAGCCCGUCGCCUCCCGAAGGCGAGGAAGUGCCGCCCCACGGGUGGUAUGGUCUGAUGGAAAGUGCCCAGAGACCCGGUUCUCACCCCUCUCUAACUGGGCUGCCAGAUGACCUUGGACAAGUCCUUUGCCCCGCUGAGCCUCGACUUCCUCAUUUGUAAAAUGGGGACAGCGAUCCCUGCCCCUCCCUACCUCACAGGGCUGUUGUGAAGACAAAAAUGAGAGCUCGGAUGUGGAGGCACCCCGGAGAAUAAAACAGCAGUGCACACAUUAA